Malania oleifera is the source of this 1714-nucleotide messenger RNA. RefSeq lists its product as uncharacterized. The record is from RefSeq and is a predicted model, not a curated record. Gene Ontology annotation, molecular function: RNA binding; pseudouridine synthase activity. The transcript is spliced from 8 exons. Gene Ontology annotation, biological process: tRNA pseudouridine synthesis. NCBI's taxonomy places the organism in Eukaryota, Viridiplantae, Streptophyta, Magnoliopsida, Santalales, Ximeniaceae. Bases 346 to 1467 code for a protein of 373 amino acids.
GAAAUAUGCAAUGGAAACUCUCACACGAAACAAGGUCUAUUCCCAUUACAAUCACACCGAUCCCUGCAAACACUUCCGCUGGACAGCCAGGUCUCUCUCUCUCUCUCUCUCUCUCUCUCUCUCUCUCUCUCCCCGCAAGCACUCCCGUGGACUGCCGGGGCGGGGAUGGUGAGGUUUGAACCGUGCAAUGAGCAGGCCCUCAAUACUUCUGUAUUUUGUAAUGCUAUUUAUAAUCACUUUGUGCAACUCGUCUAAAUUUGCGCUGGGCAAUCGGCAGGGAGUGCUACCAGUUCAUGUAUGCCAGGUCAUGGCAACAAGUUCUUGAUUUCUACUCGAAUGUGGUGAAUGGGCGUUUGCAAUUGUCCGCAUUGUUUGAAACUAAGAGGACUUUCUCCACAGACACAUCAAGUUCCUGAAAUUCUGGAGGCUUUUGAUGAUACAGAAUUGAGGAAUAUUCAAAUUGGGGACAGGACUGGCAGGUGGGCAAGAGUUACCUUUAAGAUAGUUCUUUCAUAUCACGGAGGUUCCUUUGAUGGGUGGCAGAAACAGCCGGGCUUGAACACUGUUCAAGGCUUAGUAGAACGAUCUCUUGGGAAAUUCAUUGAUGAGAAGAAAGUUCAACAGCUUAAAGACAAGUGUUUACCAGUGGAAGGCUGCGCCAUUGUUGCUGGGCGUACUGACAAAGGAGUGACGGCUCUUCAACAAGUUUGUGCUUUCUAUACUUGGCGGAAGGAUGUUAAGGUUCAAGAUGUUGAAGAUGCCAUCAACAGUGCAGCACCAGGAAAGCUCAGAGUCUCAUCUGUGUCUGAGGUGCCACGUGUAUUCCAUCCUAAUUUUUCUGCAAAAUGGAGGCGUUAUUUUUAUAUUUUCCCUUUUAAUGAUGGAGAGGAUGGGCAGCGGAAUGAUGAGAGUGAGGAAAAUGUUGAGAAUGUUAGUUCCAGUGGAAUUAAUGAUGAGCAUAGAGAUGACUCUGCUGAUUAUAUUUUUGAGAAUAACAUUGAGAGCACAAUUAUCAAUGGUGAUGAUGAGCCUCAAAGUGGAAGGAAACCUAGAAGGUUCAGCAUAAGCAGGGUUAACCUACUUUUACAUCAUCUAGAAGGAAAGUUGUUGUCCUACAAGAUGUUUGCCCGGGAUACCAAAGCUUCAAGAAAUGCAGGUCCACCAACGGAGUGUUUUGUCUACCAUGCCCGAGCUGCUGAAGCCAGAUUACCGUCUCCUGAUCACGGGGAAGGCACAAAAGUCAUGUGUGUUGAGCUGGUUGCUAAUCGCUUCUUACGCAAGAUGGUGCGUGUGCUCGUUGCAACAGCAAUAAGGGAAGCAGCUGCAGGUGCAGGAGACGAUGCUUUGCUGAAGCUGAUGGAUGCUACAUGCCGGCGUGCCACCGCUCCUCCAGCACCUCCUGAUGGUCUUUGCCUUGCUGAUGUCGGUUAUACUGAAUUUGAUCCACAUAUCUGCCUCAUCUUCUAAGAUAAUUUUCGUACAAUCAUACAAAUGGAUGUAUAAAUUAUCACGCAAAUGGUAAUUUCUCACCCUAUGUGCAAUACUUGGAUUGUGUAAACAGCAGUCCUUCCUUGAAAUUUCUGAUGUUUGGACUGCUGCCUUGCGAAUUUCCUGUAAUUUUGCUAUUAUAUAUGCGACCAACUGCUAUAUCCAGACAUUAAUCAGCAUUUUAUUGAGAAAAAAUGAUGAAAUGAUCAAAUGUUUUAAAGCUUAA